AUGCCUGCCAUACUGGGUUCCAAUCUCUCGACUCAGACGGACAGUCCAGCUGCGGAUGCUUUCAAUGAAGAGACGGAAAAUCGCUCAAACAGGCCUAAAGAAGGAUCUGCUGGCCGGCAGAGAGGCCGUAAACAAGCAAAAGCCGCCAACCCAUACGACUACGAGCAGAAAUACGAAGAGGACGCCUACGGAGAGGAACUAGGAUCAAACGCGCGUUUUUGGCAUGUUCUCUUGGACGAAGGGCAAGUUUACGAUGCGGAGCUGGUCGAUGGUUGGCGAGAUACCCUGGACGUGCUCCUGGUUUUCGCCGGUUUGUUCUCUGCUGUAGUCACCACGUUCGUCGUUCAGUCGUCGCAAGCGUUACAGCCUGACUAUGCGCAAAUAUCGGUCUCGCUUCUGGCCGAAAUGCUUGCGAUGCAACGCGCUUGGGCAGCAGGCUCCUCUGUCGAUGAUGUCCCACGAUCUAGCUUGGCGCUGGACGCCGUGAGCGCGUCUGCCCUCGACUACUGGUGCAAUGGGCUGUGGUACAUCAGCUUGUCGCUUAGCAUGUCUGCAGCGCUUAUGGCCGUGCUCGUCAAGCAAUGGAUUCUGGCGUACAACAGCAACGUAUCCGGGACUCCAAAACAGCAGGCCCUCGCUCGUCAGUUCCGCCUCAUCGGCGUAGAGCGCUGGAACGUCCCGCUUAUCGUGGGCCUCCUGCCCAUGCUGCUGCACAUAUCCCUGCUCCUCUUCUUCGUCGGGCUAUCCCUCUACGUCUUCACGCUCGACUCGGCUAUAGCGUGGAUCAUCGUCGCGCUCGCCAUCGCCGUGUACCUGCUUUAUGUAGUCGCCAACAUCUUGCCGAUGUUCGACAGCCAAUGCCCGUACAAGACGCCCCUCUCUCACUAUGGAUAUAUUGGCCUACGUUAUACGCUCAACGGCCUGUUUGGAUGGGUGGGUCGGAUUGACCCGGACGACCUUCCUGGCCCGUCCACCUCCACGCGGUCCUUGUCUCCAAUCGCACGCGUGCGCCGCUGGGGUUCGCUCGCCCUCAGAUCCGGCGCGUCCCUUAUUGCGCCUCUCGCACGGCUGCUAUCGCUCUCAACCGCGUCGACGCCCCGAACUCGGGAAGCCCUCGCCAUAUCUCGCAACGAGACACCUCUGCUUAUCGAGUGUUUGACUUGGGUCCACGCGACGUCCUCCAACCCCAGCGCGGUUAGCAUCACCGUGCAGGCCAUAUCCGGCUUACCCGCAGAUGUCGCCGCUACCCGGCUGGUGCACAAUGAGAUGUUCAGGGAAGUUCUUCAGCGCCUCGAGACUGUCAUCCGUACGCCGGACAACGAGGAGAUGUGGACAACUUGCGAGAGGCUUCUGCGUAGCCUCCUCUUUCUUGUGGUGCCCAACCGAGACGAGGUGCGGCUCUUCAUGGUGACUCGCAGUUGCCUUGCGCUCGUGCAGCACCGACGAGCCUCGGCGCAGCUGCAGGGCGCAGUCCUAGCGUUCGCUACCGACGCGGACGACCUCCACCGUAUCACUGGAGCCUCCGCAAACGACGUGCUGCCACUGCCGUUCAUCCACGUCGCUGCACCGGAGGACCUGCGGCUACAUCGCGCGGUUUGGGACCGGGUACUGCCUUACCUGUCCCAGAACGCAGACCUCUCGCGCACCGACGCCGUCCAUCUUGCCAUCUAUAUCUGGCAGCAUGCGGAAUCGCAUCUCGAGACGAACGUGAAGAGCCUGCUGUGGGCUAGCGACGUAAGCAAGCGGGUAGCAGAUGCGCCGCCUCAGGAUGUUCGACUGGACUUUGUCUUCGCGAUACAUGGACUACUGUGCGGAAAGGACUGCACGGAGGGUUCGACUUCUGAGAUCGAAGAAAUCGUCCAAGAGUUAUUGCCACAUCUGCUACGAGUCGCCUUAGAAUGUCUUGCAACUGCCGCGAAGAAGAUAGACACGGACACAGCAGAGCCUCCACGCUGGGAGUUCCAUGCCGAACUCCAUCGCAAGGAGCUCAACUUCCUGCACGAUAUCUCAGUGGGCCUUUCGGCGACCUCAUCCGACGCCCAAGUGGAGCAAUUCGUCGAGACGAUCUCCAAGCUCGUGAAGGUGUCUUUCUGGCCUCUCGACUGCCGCGCAGGAUUGCUCGACUUCUUCUCGACUCCACCUUACCCUGCAGUCCGGCCUCUGAUGCGCGACCUCGUGUACCUUCUGAACGCCUCCUUGAACGAGCGAGAAUGGCGCACGGAACGCGUGUUCCGUCAGUUGUUCAAUAUCGUGGCAAGUCGACCGGAUGAGGCGGUCGAUGUGCUUCUCGAAGACGACAUAAUUGCUGCGCUCUGGCCACAACUCAAGCUAGUCAUACUAGCUUAUAACAGGAGAGAGCCAGGGUCGAAUCGAUUCGAUGGAUUCGUAAGAAUCCUAUCGACGUAUAUGUGGUACAUCGUUACCGUCCUUCCCGACGAAGACGUUGCACACUACUUCGACUACUUAGCGCGCUCUGAUGACCUGGCGGAACCUGACGAGGCGCCUCGCAAUCACCUAACUUGGUGUAUAUUGCUUGACAUCCUCGCCCCGUCCGAUCCGAAUGACGGACGUUCGUUCCACGCCGCCCUAUCCGAACUAGCUCGCCGGAUGGCCAAAUCGCAUGCGGCAGAUUGGGCUGGAGCUCUGUCGUCUGUCGCCCUCCACUGGCGCUUCGCUAUGCCCUCCAUACAGAACAGCAUUGCCACGGAAUCUGGGAGACGAAGGUAUCACGAACUGUCGAACGAACUGGAUAUAUCUGGUAAUUUCGCAGCUGCGGAGAUCAGGCUGCCGCAAUGGGACGAGCAGAUGGACGAAGCAGAAGCCACUCGUAUAGAAGGACACGAGACUCAGUAG
Schizophyllum commune H4-8 is the source of this 2853-nucleotide messenger RNA. RefSeq lists its product as uncharacterized. The coding region runs from base 1 to 2853 and encodes 950 amino acids. The transcript has 5 exons. The record is from RefSeq and is a predicted model, not a curated record. Lineage: Eukaryota; Fungi; Basidiomycota; Agaricomycetes; Agaricales; Schizophyllaceae.